AUGUCCAGACCCAGUGGGAAAUCAAUAUACAUGCAGAGAAAGGAGUACUCCGAAGCGCUGAACAAACAUCCUGACAACAUUCACGUCAGAGUGGAGCACUUGUUCACCUGUGAACUGGACGGCCGGGAGCUGAAGACUAUAGAGGACUGCUUGGCCAAGCUCAAGAGGCUGGAUGCCAAAAGUAGUCUGUGGCCUCAGGAGAUGAUCAUGGAGGUUCAGGGUGGAUAUCUACUGCUCAGUGAUAUCGAGACUAAGGCAGAGCUGGAGUCUCUGCCUUUGAGCUGCAUCCUGCAAACCAACGCUGUGCUGGAUAGCUGUGCCUACAACUCUCUGCUGACAGUAACUGUGCAGCAACGCAAUAAACGCAUCCCUCAGGUCUUCAUGUUCCAGUGUGAGGAAACUGGGGCAGAGGUCGUCAAGAGUGAUCUGGAUAAGGCAGCGCAAAAAGGAGGUGAUGUUGUGGAGCCACGCAGAGACCAGUCUGACAUCAGGAGUAAUCUUGAGAACAUCAUCGGGCAACAUGUUCCAGGAAGUUUCCGUCAGGCUGGGCCUCGUCCUGUGCAGCAAGAGAGGACCCCACCACCACCGGACCACCCGCCCCCACAGUGGAGGAGCAGAGAACCAGAAAAUAUGCCAUCUCCACCCUUCUUCCCCCCACAAGAGGCAACGAUGCACCAUCCUGAUCUUCAUAAAUUACAGAGUAGCCCAGAGGUCGCUGAGCAAAUGAACACGAAGAGGAACACAGACAUUUUAAACCACGUUAUAAAUGAUUUGGAGAUCUUCAUGGCCAAAGUGUCUGCUGCAGCAAAUGCAUCUUCUCUACCACAAAAAGACAAGAGCAAGAAAAAACAUGCGUUUGGGAAGAAGAAAUCAAAGAAAAAUGCACCAGCAGCAGCUGUCAGUCUGCCACCCUGGGAGGAAUAUGUCUCCUGUCUUCAAAAAAUCAAGUAUGGAUUCAAUCUGCUGGGCCAGCUAGACGGGACACUAACCAGCCCCACAGCUGCUGACUUUGUUCACAUCUUCUUCACUAGUUUAGACAUGAUACUGCCUCAGUAUCCUGCAGACCUGCCUCCCACUGUGCUCUCCCCCCUGCUGACAGAGGCGGCCCUGCGGCUGCUCAGUCGGGUGGUCAACCCGGAGGAAGACGAGCUGUGGAAGUCUCUCGGAGACUACUGGAACUUCCCCAGGUCCAGAUGGCCGGACGACGAUGUCCCACUUUACAUCCCCGAGUUCUACGAUGGCUGGCAGCCGCCUGCCCCCUCACACAUGCCUUCCCCACUCCCUAAUCAGAGUGGUCCAAUGAGGAGGAGCGAGCGUUUACCACCCAGCUCCCAUAAGGCACCCCAGUACAUGCGGGUCAUUUACGACUUUGUGGCCAGGAACAACCGAGAGCUGAGCAUUAUGAAGGGAGAUGUUGUUCAGGUGGUUCAGAAAUCCAAGCAAUGGUGGCUUGUUCGUAACGCUCGCAACGAGGAAGGCAACGUUCCUCAGAAUGUUCUGGAGCAGAUGGAGAGCGACGGGCCCUCUCCCUCACAGCGGGACACUCGUGGUCCUGCCACUCUGGACAUGUCCUCCCCACCUGCAGAGGUCAAAGCCUGGCUGGAGUACAAAGGUUUCUCCAAAAUCACUGCGACCAGCCUUGGGGUGCUGACUGGUAAACUGCUUCUGGGGAUGACCAAGGAUGAGAUUAGGACUGUGUGUCCUGAGGAAGGAGGCAAGGUCUUCUUCCAGCUUCAGGCCAUUAAAUCAGCCAUUGCACUCGCCAGUGAACCAUCGAGCCUGUACAACGGCCGCUACUAAUGUCCUGCUUCACUUCGGUUUGUUUUCUCCUGACUUCAUCUACAGAU
This is a messenger RNA of Perca flavescens (yellow perch), 1847 nucleotides long. It is a transcript of the gene eps8l3b, whose product is annotated as EPS8 signaling adaptor L3b. Gene Ontology annotation, biological process: Rho protein signal transduction; regulation of Rho protein signal transduction; positive regulation of ruffle assembly. The record is from RefSeq and is a predicted model, not a curated record. The transcript has 16 exons. NCBI's taxonomy places the organism in Eukaryota, Metazoa, Chordata, Actinopteri, Perciformes, Percidae. Gene Ontology annotation, molecular function: actin binding. Bases 1 to 1800 code for a protein of 599 amino acids. Gene Ontology annotation, cellular component: vesicle; ruffle membrane; plasma membrane.